Molecule: messenger RNA, 5538 nt
Organism: Notolabrus celidotus (New Zealand spotty)
Lineage: Eukaryota; Metazoa; Chordata; Actinopteri; Labriformes; Labridae
Gene: pex5lb
Product: peroxisomal biogenesis factor 5-like b
Exons: 15
Coding region: 309-2147 (612 amino acids)
Biological process (GO): protein import into peroxisome matrix, docking
Cellular component (GO): cytosol; peroxisomal membrane
Molecular function (GO): protein binding
Source: RefSeq, a predicted model, not a curated record
UCGGCUCGGCUCGACUCGGCUCGGCUCGGCUCGGCUUGUUUUCGUCCCGCCCUCCAGCAGAGCGACAUGAGAUCCGGACCCCGCGGUCCUGGGACUCUUUGGUGUCGGGGAGGCUGGACCGAGUGGACCAGGACCCGGAGCACGGACUGGGAUUUCCGCGUCGCUGUGCGGGGGUUCAGGACUGAGAGGCCCCGGAUACACACCGAGCAGGUUUCUGCAGCGGAGCCGGACUGUGGGGGACUCCUGCGGACUGCGGGACCCUGAACGACGGAGGACCGAGAUCUGCAGGAGCCGACUGAGUCCGAGACAUGUACCAGGUCCAGGGGAAAGGGGAAAGGGUCGUUGCCAUGGUGCUGAAGGAGCUUCCUGGUAAAAAGGCAUCCUCAGAAGGAAACCCCCUCAUCACCGUGACAACCAAGCUGGUCCGGGAGCAGCAGGAGAGCCGGCCUCUGCUGAGUCCCUCCAUCGAUGACUUCCUGUCAGAGAGCCGGAGUGACGCCCCCUCCACCCGACCCCUCGCCUCCAACACAGCAGUCCUGUCCACAGCUCUGGACCUGGUGGACCUCAGUGAUCCGGGGGAGAGCAGCGGGGGCAGUAAUGGAGGCAGUAACAGUAACAAGGAGCAGAGGAGGAGGAGUCCUCUGAGGAGGAAGGGCAGCUCCAAGAGUCCACGACGACGGACGAGACCUGAUGAGACAGAGCUGAUCCAGGUGGAGGUGGAACACCUGCCCGCCAGUCCCAGGACCCCAGAGAGGAUCUCUCUGGACUCAGUCAGCCUGUCCUCUCCUCUGGACAAAUGGGACGAUGUGAACCUGGACCUGGAGGACGGAGGACGCAGGAGAUACGAGAAGAGAUGCACCUCCCACCACUCCUCCAGUGAGCUGCUGUGGUCUGCAGAGUUUAAAACGGAUCCUCUGACCAAGAACGCCUUCGACAUCCACAGCUUCGAUGAUCUGGACUUCACCCCCUCCUCACAGGACUGUGGGGCGUCCAGGCAGCGCAGACGGACUCGCUCCCUGCUGGCCAGGAAGGAGUCUCUGGAGGACGAGUUUGUCAGAGCCAAGGCUGCUGUAGAGUCAGACACAGAGUUCUGGGAUAAGAUGCAGGCGGAGUGGGAGGAGCUCGCUCGGAGGAACUGGCUGGAUGAGUCUGAGAGUCAGGGGCCGAUCCCGCCCUCCGUCUCACCUGCAGAGAAGGGUUACUACUUCAACACCAACAACCCGUACAAAGACUGGCCCUGCGCCUUCGCCGAGGGUCAGGAGAAAGGCCGAGAGGGCGACCUGAACACCGCCGUCCUGCUGCUGGAGGCCGCCAUCUUACAGGACCCGCAGGACUCUGAGGCGUGGCAGGUUUUAGGAACGACUCAGGCCGAGAACGAGAACGAGCAGGCCGCCAUCGUGUCCCUGCAGAGGUGUCUGGAGCUCCGCCCCAACAACCUGCCGGCUCUCAUGGCGCUCGCCGUCAGCUUCACUAACUGCAGCAUGCAGCGGGAGGCGUGUGACGCUCUGCACCGCUGGAUCCGCCACAACCCCCGAUACAAACACCUGGUCCCGGGGCGCAGGAGUCCACUACAGGGAUCCCCGGCCUCCCCAUGCAGGGUCCCUCGCACCUCCACACCUGGCAGACCCGGUCUGCAGGAGGUGCUGUUCCUCUUCCAGGAGGCGGCUCUGUUGAAUCUGGACUGUGUGGACCCGGACCUGCAGACCGGUCUGGGAGUCCUCUUCAACCUGAGCUCAGACUUCAACAAGGCGGUGGAGGCGUUCACUGCGGCGCUGUCGGUCAGACCUCAGGACUACCUCCUGUGGAACCGUCUGGGCGCCACGUUGGCGAACGGCGACCGCAGCGAGGAGGCAGUGGAGGCCUACACCCGAGCCCUGGAGCUGCAGCCCGGAUUCAUCCGGUCCAGAUACAACCUGGGGAUCAGCUGCAUCAACCUGGGAGCUCACAGGGAGGCGGUCAGUAACUUCCUGACGGCUCUGAACCAGCAGAGGCGGAGUCAGCGCUGCAGCCAGCAGCAGAUGUCGGCUAACAUCUGGGCCGCCCUCCGUAUCGCCAUCUCCAUGAUGGACCGACCCGAGCUGUUCCAGGCCGCCAGCGUGGGGGACCUGGACCUGCUGAUGAGGGCCUUUGACGUGGGCGAUGUCUGACGGUGGGACAGAAGGCGGUCUGAGGAGGUUCAGGUCAGAGUCUCCCACACAGGGAUCAGAGACCGAGACGGUUUGGUUUGAGACCAAAGAGACUUAGACGGCUGCAGGAGGAUCCUUCGCCAUAGAACAGCACAACCCUUUAGCUUCCUGUCAGACCGGGGUCCACAGAGACCCGGGGACGGCUCUCCAGGUCCUCACUGCAGAGUACCAACAUGUGAUGUCACAGUGAUGUUGACACAGCUUGGCGUGACAUCACUGUGACAUCACUGUGACAUCACUGCUACAGACUAUGACCGUCUCACCAGCAGGGGGCAGCAGAGUCCUUCUGCAACACUCAGCUUUACAUUCUCACAGCUGAUCCAGAAUCAGCCCCUCCCCCUUCUCAGUCCACCUGUCGGACUUCAUCCAUUCAGGACCCGCUCUGAGCCGGGCUGCAGGGUCAUGUGACCCCCCAUCAUGGUCUCUUCUUCUUUCCUUUCUCUCUGAUCUUCUUUCUGACGUUGCUGCGCAUGUUUCACAUUAAGAGCCUGUCACAAACUCAAGUAGCCAUAACCUUCCACUCAGCAGACUCUUAUUGUGAAAAACCAGCAGGAAGUGUGAGAACGGCUUCACAGAGGCGGGAGGCGGGACUAACGUCGAGCCUCAGGUGUUUCAUGAAGACGUCACGUGGUUUCAUUCUGACCCUCAGAGCCAGGAAGCUGCUCGUGACGCUCUCUUCUUCUUCUCUUCUUUAAAAAAACACGACUGUUGUUAUUGGUCUACUUAGGCUCUUUUAUUUUGAAGGUCUGUCCGGUCUCCUCCUUCCUGUUGUUGGCUCUCAGGUGAAUCUUCAGUUCACAACAACUCAAGGCUGCAGCACUUUCUCUGCUCGAUGCACAAAUCUAUUUAUACAGCUUCAAUAUAAGACUUAUAACCUUUAACUAUGAAUGAGUUAUCAGUAAUCUAUAUAAUCCUGUCCGUCCAUCCUUCAGUGUUUAUUCAGUUUGAGCUCUUUGACACCUGACCCAAGGUCUACCCAAGGUCUACCCAAGGUCUACCCAAGGUCUACCCAAUGUCUACCCAAGGUCUACCCAAGGUCCACCCAAGGUCCACCCAAGGUCCGCCCAAUGUCUACCCAAGGUUCACCCAAGGUCUACCCAAGGUUCACCCAAGGUCUACCCAAGGUCCACCCAAGGUCCACCCAAGGUCCACCCAAGGUCCAUCAGAAGAACAAGCGGGGAAGGUUGGACCAGCUGCAUGUGAGGAGGGGAUCAUCGUUAGUGUGACUCUGAUAUAUUCACAGACUUAUUAAAGGACAGCUUUACCUUACACAUGUUGGGCUGUCAAUGACCGACCAGGCUCUCUGCACCAAACCCACCAGGCCCACCAGACCCACCAGACCCACCAGACCCAACAGGCCCACCAGACCCACCAGACCCAACAGGCCCACCAGGCCCACCAGACCCACCAGGCCCACCAGACCCAACAGACCCAACAGGCCCACCAGGCCCACCAGACCCACCAGGCCCACCAGACCCACCAGACCCACCAGACCCACCAGACCCAUCAGAUCUACAAGACCCACCAGACCCACUAGACCCACCAGACCCAUCAGACCUACCAUAGCCACCAGACCCACCAGACCCACAAGACCCACCAUACCCACCAGACCCACCAGACCGACCAGUGACAGGCCCACCAGACCCACUAGGCCCACCAGACCCACCAGACCAACCAGGCCCACCAGGCCCACCAGGCCCACCUGACCCACCAGACCCACCAGGCCCACCAGACCCACCAGACCCACCAGGCCCACCAGACCCACCAGACCCACCAGACCCACCAGUGACAGGCCCACCAGACCCACCAAGCCCACCAGACCCACCAGACCCACUAGGCCCACCUGACCCACCAGACUCACCAGACCCACGUCCGUGUCUCUCGGAGGCGUCACCAGUAAAAAAUCAAACGUUCUGCUUCCUGCUUUGAUUCCAUGACGACAGAAACGGACGUCCUGUUUUUAAUCCCUGGGGGUCAGGUCCUGGAGGUCCUGGAGGUCCUGGAGGUCCUGCAGGUCCUGGAGGUCCUGCAGGUCCUGGGGGUCCUGCAGGUCCUGGAGGUCCUGGAGGUCCUGGAGGUCCUGCAGGUCCUGGAGGUCCUGCAGGUCCUGGAGGUCCUGGAGGUGUGCAGGCUGUGGAGUGAUGGCAGGUUGCAGUCCACCUCUCUGAGAGUGAUGUCACAGCUGUGUGUGGUUCCUCUUCCUCGUAAGGGUCUCUCUCUGCAGGGAUCCUCUCUGAUCUCUAAAAACCUGAGCCUGUCAGGGACCAGAACCAGACCUGUUAGUGGACUCACUUUGAUCCAUCAUGAUGUUGCAGACGUUACAGCCUGUUCCCCUGCUGCAGGAGGAAGAGCUGCACACGCUCAGAGAGGUUCUGUUGGUGUUGGUCCUUUAGAGCCCAUGAGUCCCCGAUCUGUCCCUGAGUGUUGGUUUCAUCGGUCCUCGCGUGAACGCACGUUUAGUUUUUUAGCACCACGAAAACCACGACAUGAAGGAGAGUCUCUGCAUGAGGAGUCAGAUCCAAAGCAGGUGCUGCGGGGCGUGGAGCCCGCAGGGGGUCAGGUCUGGUGUUGAACUGGUUUCUUUUGACAUGUUUCUGCUUCAGAAGCUUCAGAGUUUAAAGAUUCACAGACUCUGUUAUUAGAGGGACCGCUGGAGGAUUUACAAUCAUAGAAUCAGAAGCCGUCAGCAAGCCGUCAGCAAGCCGUCCCUCCAGCAGCGCUGUAGUCCCAUCACCAAGCAUGUAGCCCAGGUUGAGUCUUGAGUCCCAGUUUAGUUCUCUGAGCUCGUCCCUGUCCUCUCCCCGGUUGAGUCUUGAGUCCCAGUUGAGUUCUCUGAGCCCGUCCCUGUCCUCUCCCCGGUUGCCCGGUGAUCUCUCACAGACGAGGUGACCCGUGAGUGUGCAUGCAGGUGAACUAAAUCAGUUGUUAGGAUUAUUAGGACCUUGUACAAAAAAUAAUCUUGAUCUAAGAAAGUCCGGGUCCUCCUCUUCAGAGCCCUGAAACCCAGCACUGGAGUCAGACUGCCCUCCAGUCAUGUGAUUGGUUGAUCUAUUAACCAAUGAGUGUGAAUCUUUCCUCUGACGCUUCUGAAAGAUGUGUUCAGACCAAAACCCUUCAGACAUGAACGCAGGGCCAUGACCCAGACGCUCCAGGACACCUCAUCCCCUACAGGACAUUCAAAGUACUGCAGACAUACAGGACUGCCAUUAAAUCACAUGUUACUGUCAUUACAUCACAGUGACAUGUUACUGUCAUUACAUCACAGUGACAUGUUACUGUCAUUACAUCACAUUGACAUGUUUACUGUCAUUACAUCACAGUGACAUGUUUACUGUCAUUACAUCACAGUGAC